AUGUUUUCGAAUGCUUUGAAAGCAUUGUCCGGCGGAAACAUCCAUAAGAGCUACUCCGUAGACUCAACUCCCGCCUUCGUCUCUGGCCCAUGGAAAGUCUAUGAUGCGACCAAGAGGUCCAACAAACAAGCAGUAUCUGUUUUUGUGUUUGAGAAGAAGAACUUGGAAGCACCGCUCCAGAAGCCUUCACCCCUCGUGCAAGCCAGGUAUGCGCAGAUCUACGAACAGUUGAAGCGGGAAGCGAGUAGCUUGUCAAGAUUGAGACAUCCGAGUAUCCUGGAGGUAGCGGAACCAGUGGAAGAGACUGCGAAGACUCUGGUCUUUGCCACGGAGCGAGUCACCGCAAGCUUGGCGACCUUAACUGGCAAGAAGGACGAGGAUUCCUUUGGCAGAAAGGGGACGAGAACUUCAAGACCACAGGAGACUGAAGUCGACGAAUUGGAAAUUCAGAAGGGUUUGCUGCAGGUUGCAAAGGGAUUGAGCUUCUUGCACGAACAAGCUGGCAUCCUCCACUCAAACCUCAUCCCUGAAGCCAUCUACGUAAAUGCUAAGGGCGACUGGAAGAUUUCUGGACUGGGCUUCUCCAUCUCAUUCCGUGAUGCAAAACCGCAGUAUGAUUACCCGGAAUAUGACCCACGACUACCAAAAAACGUUCAACGCGAUAUUGAUUUCGCUGCACCAGAGUUCGUCAUCGAGGAGCAAGUCGAUCCACUGAGUGAUAUGUUCAGUUUGGGUUGCUUGAUCGUUGCAAUGCACAAUCGAGGGGCAAGUCCUGUACGGGCGGAUCAUAACACGCAUGCUUACAGGAAGAUCGUUGAGAGGCUGGACAGACUUGAAUGGGGCCAAGUGCCGUCGUACAUUACGUAUGUUCUGCCCCAACUUCUCACGCGAAGACCGGUCAACCGUCUCUCUGCGUCUGCAUUCCAGUCGUCGAAGUUUUUCGACAACAUUCUCAUGAAUACAAUCCGCUUCCUAGAAGCAUUUCCGGAGAAGUCCGACCACGAGAAAGCAUCUUUCAUGCGUGGCCUGCUCCGUGUCCUGCCUCAAUUCCCGGAUCGCGUGCUGCAACGAAAGGUCCUCCCAUCCCUGCUUGAAGAAACUAAAGAUCAUCCGCUUCUUCACCUUACGAUACCCAACAUAUACCUCAUCAUUACCAAAACUCCGCAGAGUGACUUCUCUGCCAAGGUCUUGCCUAAGCUCAAGACAAUCUUUUUGGUGAAAGACCAACCCCAAGCAACGGUGGCUAUGUUAGAAGGCCUGCACGUAGUCAAGGAAAAGGCAACGGCGAAAGAGUUCAAAGAAGAUGUCAUGCCUUUGAUCUACGCAGCAUUAGAGAGUGGCGUGCAUUACGUCCAGGACAAGGCCCUCAACGUUAUCGGAGAGAUUGCCGCUGAUCUGGAUUUUACCACGAUCAAGUCGAGAUUGUUUCCUAAGGUUGCUGAUGUCUUCACAAAGACGUCAAUGCUUUCAGUGCAGGUCACGGCGCUUGAGACGUUCCUCAUCAUUGUCAAGCACGUCGACAAGUACCUCGUUACGGAGAAGAUCUUGCCACUGUUGCAGACCGUCAAGACUAAAGAACCUGCCGUUUUGAUCGCUGCACUCGCAGUUUACGAGGAGUCUGGUAAGAUGCUCGACCUUGAAGUUAUUGCGGCACAAGUUCUUCCGCGUCUUUGGGAGCUUUCUCUCACGCCUCUUUUGAACCUUCAGCAGUUCAAGACAUUCAUGAAGGUCAUCAAAGAUCUCAGCAGCCGUAUCGAGGAGGAGCAUGGCAGGAAGUUGGCCGAUUUGGGCAGUGUGAGCGAGCCAAUCAACUCAAGUACAGCUGUGAAGGGGCCAGCUGGAGGGGCGGCCGAUGAGGGACCCAUUGACUUCGAGACCCUCGUACUCGGUGGAAAUGGUGUUAGUCAACCAAAACUGCUUACGAAUUCUAUGGGGAAUGGUAGCAUGGGUUUCGGUGCUCCUAUGGAACCAGUGCCUUCAAAUCCAUUCCCGUCUAGCCAACCGCCGGCAAUACGAGCGGCUCCUCCGAAGAGCACGUCACCAGCGCCAACCUUCUCUUGGUCCACACCAGUUUCACCUCAGGCCCGUCCGCCCCCGGCACCAGCUCCCCAACAACCUCCUACGGGUUUGUCAUCCUUCCCCGUUAUGCAAUCAACCCCGCAAGCGUCAUAUCAGCAGCCACCGACAAAUUACUUCCAAUCCCAACCUGUUCAACCUGUGCAACCACCCCAACCGCGUCAACCGAGUAAUACGGCUGGCAGCGCUAUUGACUGGUCAGCUGCCAUGCGGAAACCAGCCCAACCUAUACCACCUCCUCCGCAGAACAAAACUUUCGGAUGGUCAACGCAAAACAACAAUGCCGUUGCGAACUCGUCCAUGUCCUCCUUUCCCUCCAUCAUGCCACCACCAAGGAAUGGUCCAUCUACACCAUCGAUACCUCCACCGCCCAAGCCAAGCAAUGGUAUGGGCUCCCUGGACGCCUACAAACCUCUUCUAUAG
Saitoella complicata NRRL Y-17804 is the source of this 2499-nucleotide messenger RNA. RefSeq names its product kinase-like protein. Gene Ontology annotation, molecular function: protein kinase activity; ATP binding. Gene Ontology annotation, biological process: protein phosphorylation. Lineage: Eukaryota; Fungi; Ascomycota; Saitoellomycetes; Saitoellales; Saitoellaceae. The record is from RefSeq and is a predicted model, not a curated record. The transcript has 5 exons. The coding region runs from base 1 to 2499 and encodes 832 amino acids.